Molecule: messenger RNA, 2865 nt
Organism: Myxocyprinus asiaticus (Chinese sucker)
Lineage: Eukaryota; Metazoa; Chordata; Actinopteri; Cypriniformes; Catostomidae
Exons: 5
Coding region: 38-2308 (756 amino acids)
Source: RefSeq, a predicted model, not a curated record
UGGCAGUGCCGCCUGGAGAGAGAGUGAAGUUGCAGAAAUGGAUUGCAGCAUUGAAACAAAGCUGGACGAGUUUAACAAACUGGCUGCAGCUGGACAAAUGCUUAUGCAAGAGGAGACUCAGUUUAAAAACAUCAUCAAAGAGAGGACAGAUGAGUUGCAAAGCAUGCUAAAAUGGAUCCAAGUCAAUUGGCGCACUCAAAGAGAGCAACUUAAAGGAGACCAAAAUGAGAGACCAGAGAGAACAAAUUAUCUUGUCCAACAGAAGCUUUCAUCUGAAAGUCUGUGCAUUAUAAACGAAGAGGGAAUGGGAGGCACUAUUGAAGCACAACCCUCUCAAAACAACCGCAAACAAAAGAUUGGGAGUCAAGAUGUGUCCAGUGUUGUAAGUCAGGAGUCCUGCCUUGCGAAGACAUCCCUUGGCUCAAGCAUUUGUCUCAUUUUAAGCUUUGAUGAGCAGUCCUCAGAGAUCAACAAAGUGAAAAAGCAAUGGUCACCUAACAAUAGUGAAUUUCACUGCAUCUCAAAUGACAUUCAUUUAUCAACCCCCAAAAAAGAACAAAUACGAGAGUCAACAAGCAACAUUCAGGUGCACACACAGCAGUUACAAGACAACAACUCAUUGCCAAUGCAACGGACACUAGAGAUACUCCCAAAUGUAUCAAGUAUCACUGAAGAGACAGAGCACAAGUCAUCUUGUGGAAAUACAGCACAGGAACAGAAGUCAACAAACAACACCAAUCACGGUCAACCAGUUAAGUCACCAUGCCAAUCGUCGCCAUGCAAUGUUCAACCAUCGUUUUGCAACUACCUUACAGAAGGCCUGCAAUCACCUGUCAACAUCCAAAAACACCAUCAUCUAUCACCAGGCAUGGAUCAGAUGGAAAAGCCAGAGCUAUCGGUCAUGCAUCAACUGCAAAACCAACAGUCACCAAGAUACAACCAAGAGUGGACAAAACAAUCGCACAGCGAUCAAGAAACAAACCAAACGCCAUCAGACACAAAUCAAGUCUUACAGAACCAAAGCAACGAACACCUGCGUCAUGAAGUGCCAGCUGAAGUCACUCACAGAGUAUUCACGUAUUUGCAUGUCUCAGACAAUUACAAAUCCCCAUCACAUGCAACAGGGGAGGAUAAAACAACCUCCGCCUUGUGUUCUUUAUCAGUGUCCCUUUCUUCCUCCCAUCCAUCCUCCUUCCUCUUGCAAAAUGUCACACCUGAGGGAGGGACUGUUUGCAACCACAACAGAUUCAGUGCCAGUUCUGUGUUCAUGCGGAAAGAGCCGAUCAGAAGCAGGAAUGGUGAGCAUCGAAGGCACUCCACGCUUGGCAAUGUAGGAUUGGAAGGAUCUGGCAAACCUUCCAACAUUUUCAGGCAGAGGUGUAACACUUGGCCAGAAGGAGAGAGGAGGGGUCAGGAAAGUCAAUCAAACUCCAAACCUCAGGUGUUCAUUAAAGAGAGCAUGUUACCGGUGGAUUCGGUCAAUUAUGACAAUUUGCCUAGUACUAUCAAGACUCAGAGCGGACCAGUUAAAAACAUCUGCUCUUAUCUGUCUCUGGGAUCCAAACUUAGCUUCAGUCUUCCCAAGAGAUUUCACAACAGUGUCUCAGACAUGGAGAACAAAAAAGAUAUUGGACCUGGCCUGGUUUAUGACAACCCAUCUGACUCAAAUAGCCAACUUGUAUGCUCAUCUCAAACUCCAGUGGAGGUAGAACCAGUCAUUUAUACUAAACAAACUGAAGUGGAUGCAGAUCCUAAUGCAGACUGUGAAGUGUUUACUCUGGAAGACUUGGAAGAUGUAGAACCAACCAGUGAUGUUAAGGAUGUACAUAACCGAGUCUUGAUGCAAGAGAGGUUCACCACACCAGUUGAAUGCCCUCAGUGGCAAUACAGUCGGCCAGACAAACCAUCUCUGAACAGCUGUAACGAUUCCUCCAAAGCCAACACCGCAGCCAAUCAAUGCUGCCCUUCUUCAUCAACCUGUGGCAAAGAAUGCAUUAGUGUUUACACCAAAAUAAAAGACCUGAAUGGUCACUUAUACUAUGCAUCCAAAUACAUAAAGGUAAGAUCCCCGUCGCACGCCUCUGUCUCUCGUAAGAGCGCCCGUGUCAUAAACUGUGGUGUGAGAGACUGUGCAGUGUGUUUCAGCGACACAGUGAAAGAGACUGAAGAAAUGAGAGUUACCUGUGCAGAGAAGCCUGACAUCAGCACGGAGGGGGUUCUUCAGCCGGGUCACUGGCUUUUCCAACAGGAGGAAGAGGAACUGAAAGAUAUCUGGAGACAACUGCACUAUGGAAACAAAUAUGGUUGAAGAGAAAGGGUUCUCAAUCAAAACCAACAGGGGACAUGUGACCCACCCACUCUAUGGAUGAGAUGGUCUUACUUUGGGCAUGUAAGCCACUCACAUCAAUAAGAUGGAUUAUUGUGGACCGGUUACCCUACAAUUAUAUGGACAACUCACCAUUUAUCUGCUGUACAUUUAAUAAUUGUUUCAUUUAUUUGUAUACUUCUCUAUAUCGAUGUGGUAAAUGUAAUUGACCAGUUAAAGUGCAGAUCAUGUACUACACAAUGAAAAAUACAAUGCAUAUAGCCUUCAUGAGUGGUUCUUCAACAUUUCAUGCCACCUACUCACCACCAAUGUUCCUUCAUUUUUUUUAACCUUGAGCCAACUUUCAUUUGAUUGAGUGCGAGACUUGUGUACAAAGCAACAUACACAAUGCCUUAUUUUGAUUAAUAUCAAUAUCACUGUAGUUAACCCUAAAAAACAUAGCUAACUUUAACCCCCUGGAAUGCAUAUGUUUGCAUACAUUCAUACAGUUGUAAAGAUGUAUAUUCGUCAUAAAACUACUUUUUUGUCAAUUAAAAUAA